UAGUAAACUAUCUGUAAAAUCGUGUUUUAGUUCGGUCUACUUAUCCGUCUUCGUGAUAUUGGCAGGUGUGUUAAUAUUGUUGGUUAGUCUGCGUUAGUGGUGACGUAUUUGCCUAUAUUUGCAGUAUUGUUUUUUAUAAAACUUGCUGUCUGCGUUCCUCAAUAAUGUGAGAUCAUUAUUUAUGUUCUUGUGUUGACGCGUUAUCCAAAACUGCCAUUUAUAAAGAUUACUGGCAAUGGCAGUUGCCUUUAUAGUUAAGCGUUUGAAAGCUUUGGUACUUCUAUUGCUGGGGGUGGUAAAGCGAGCCUUAUGUUGUUUUCGACGUCGGCGAAGACAGUCUGGUGAACCAAUACCAUUGACAGAUGUGGGUGUUGUGCCAAAUAAUGCCAAUUCAGUAGAAGACAGAGCAGGAUCAGACCUCCAGAGUUGGAACAUGUGGGAUGAGAGCCCAGUCUCUGUCAUUACAGACCGAUCUCAGAAUGCAGUCCAGCAACAAAUUGACUUGUACCGACAGCAAGCUACAAGGCAUUUGUCAGAAUCAGAGGAGCCACAGCCAGAUUUCUUUGAGGAUAUGGCUCCUAAAAUUACGAAACAGACAAAAGUUAUUUUAACGGAUAAAGACGGAGAGACGUGUACUUGGAGUGAUCCUGUCUCUUCUCAUCUGACACUCGCAGUGGAUCCGGUAUCAUAUACUUCACCAGACCUUGAGACAUGGGAAGAUACCCCUGGAUGGGAGGACCAAGCUCAAGAAGACUGCGACCCUGACACAAUUCUGAAGGAAAAACGUCGUUUGGAGAGGCAACGAAGACUACUGGAACAGCAGCAGAAACGCCAAGAACGGGAACAGCUCAAGAUGGCUCGACCUAUUGCCUUGGGAGCAAGGUUAAGUUGAUGAUAGUUCCAUAUAUGGAAGUUUCUGCCAUAUGUUUGGAUGGGUUAACUUCCAUAUGAAUAUAUUUUAAAUGCAAAUUGACAUUUGAGUUUUCUAUAGGCCUGUGCUAAUUGCUGUUCUGACGAGGUAUCAUCUGUAGUUUAGUUGAGUUGGGUACAACUCUAGGUUUAUUGCUGACAAGUGACAGCUCACUUCCCCAUAUAAUACUUAGCCUCAGGACAGUAAUAUGUAGUCAUAGAGCUAUAAGUAAACGCAUGGGUGAGUUUGUGAUGGUACCUCGUCUGAGAUAUCCUGCUGUGUCAGUCAGGCUUAUAGUCUGCCCAUACUGUUUUAAGAAUGCAUGUUUCACAGGUACAAUUUACUGUUAUGGAGUACAUGUCGUGAUUAGGGAUCAUUAA
This is a messenger RNA of Zootermopsis nevadensis, 1290 nucleotides long. Its product is annotated as receptor-binding cancer antigen expressed on SiSo cells. NCBI's taxonomy places the organism in Eukaryota, Metazoa, Arthropoda, Insecta, Blattodea, Termopsidae. Gene Ontology annotation, cellular component: secretory granule. The record is from RefSeq and is a predicted model, not a curated record.